Messenger RNA from Acanthosepion pharaonis, 1443 nucleotides. The record is from the annotation of a GenBank genome assembly. Lineage: Eukaryota; Metazoa; Mollusca; Cephalopoda; Sepiida; Sepiidae.
AUGUAUUUUUUUUUCUUUCUGUUAAAAUUGCACUGCCAUUUCCGAACAAAAUUUACAACUGGGUUCCUUCUUCUUCUUCUUCUUCUUCUUCUUCUUCUUCUUCUUCGCCUUCCUCCCCCUCCUCCUCCUUUUCUUCUUCUUCUGCUUCUUCUUCUUAUGCCUUGUUAUCCAUUUUUCCUCAUCCUUUUCUUCUUCUUCUUCUUCUUCCCCUUCCACCUCCCCCUCUUCUUCUUCUUCUUCUUUUUCGCCUUCCUCACCCUCCUCCUCUUCUUCUUCUGCUUCUUCUUCCCCUUCCACCUCCCCCUCUUCUUCUUUUCGCCUUCCUCACCCUCCUCUUCUUCUUCUUCUUCUUCCCUUCCACCUCCCCUCUUCUUCUUCUUUUUCGCCUGCCUCACCCUCCUCCUCUUCUUCUUCUUCUUCCCCUUCCACCUCCCCCUCUUCUUCUUCUUUUCCGCCUUCCUCAACCUCCUCCUCUUCUUCUUCUUCUGCUUCUUCUUCUUCUGCCUUGUUAUCCAUUUCUUCCUCAUCCUUUUCUUCUUCUACUUCUUCUUCUUCUUCUUCCCCUUCCACCUCCCCCUCUUCUUCUUCUUUUUCCCCUUCCUUCCUCCCCCUCCUCCUCCUCUUCUUCUUCUUCCGCUUCUUCUUCUUAUGCCUUGUUAUUCAUUUCUUCCUCCUCCUCCUAUUCUUCUUCUUCUUCUUCUCUCCCUCAUGUCGUCGUCUCCUCUUCCUUUUCCUCUUUUCGUUUCCCCUCUGUCAAACUUUGCUUCUUUUUUUCUCCGCCACUUCAUAUGCGUCACGGCCCAAUAUACUCCUCUCCAAAACUUAGCAGUGCCCCCACCUCGGACCUUUACUCCAGCCCCACGUUCUUAUCUCGCUGCUUUUUCCUAUCUCCCUUGCUUUCCGUGGGAUACGGUUUUGAAGCCCUCCACCCCACAUUAUGUGACCAAGAGAUUCGUGAUGUCUUUUCUGUUUUCAGGUUUCUUUAUUGUAGUCAUUUUCUUUCGCGCUGCCAUCGCCAUUAAAAAGAUCCGCUUCAUAUGUAGAUACAUGCUCACUCUCUUUCCAGUAAUUCUAUCUAUCUAUCUAUCUAUCUAUCUAUCUAUCUAUCUAUCUAUCUAUCUAUCUAUCUCUUUUCAUAUCUGUCUAUCUAUCUAUCUAUCUAUCUCUUUUCAUAUCUAUCUAUCUAUCUAUCUCAAUUUGUUCACAUCUAUCUAUCUAUCUAUCUAUCUAUCUAUCUAUCUAUCUAUCUAUCUAUCUCAAUUUGUUCACAUCUAUCUAUCUCUUUUCAUAUCUAUCAAUUUAUCUCAAUUUGUUCACAUCUAUCUAUCUAUCUAUCUAUCUAUCUAUCUAUCUAUCUAUCUAUCUAUCUCAAUUUGUUCACAUCUAUCUAUCUAUCUAUCUAUCUAUCUAUCUAUCUAUCUAUCUAUCUAUCUAUCUAUCUAA